UGUAAUACAUUUAGAACAAUUAAUACGACAAAAUAUUGUUUCUGGUCAACCGAAAACCCAAAAACCUUGGGAAAAAAUAUUUAUUGUAACUGAAGGCAUUUUUAGCAUGGAAGGAUCAAUUACAAAUCUUCCAGAUAUAAUUGCCAUUAAAAAAAAAUACAAAGUUUAUUUAUAUGUUGACGAGGCUCAUAGUAUUGGAGCUUUAGGACCAAAUGGCCGAGGUAUAUUCGAUUAUUAUAACUGCUGUCCAAAAGAUGUUGAUAUAUUAAUGGGCACAUUUAGUAAAUCAUUUGGUUCAGCUGGAGGGUAUAUAGCUGGCAGUCAAGAUUUAAUUGACUAUUUGAGAGUAAAUAGUCAUGCUUCAUGUUAUGCCACAUCUAUGGCACCACCUGUAGCUCAAGUAAUUAUAACAUCUAUGUCAAUGAUAAUGGGAAGAAAACAUGGAGAAGAGGGUAGAAAACGAAUUAUCCAACUAGCAAGUAAUGUGAAAUAUUUCAGAAGGAAACUUAAAGCCUUGGGUUGUAUAGUAUAUGGAAAUGACAACUCUCCUGUUAUUCCUAUGUUGGUGUAUAUGAUAUCUAAAGUUGGAGCAACAGUUAGAGAGUUCAAUAAAUUUAAUAUAGCUACGGUUGGUGUUGGUUUUCCAGCUACUCCAUUACUUGAAGGAAGAAUUCGUUUUUGUAUGUCAGCUGCUUUGUCAAAGGAACAACUUGAUGAAGUUCUGGAUGCCACGGAAAAAAUAAUGAAUAAACUGGGUUUGUGUUAUUCUAAAAAACCGAUUUCUAACAAAGAAAUACUAUACGAAAACCCAUAUUAAUUUAAAUACUUCUGUUUUUAUUUUUGUUUCAUAAAGUUAACUAAUUUUGUAUUGUGUACAUUUAAUUUUUGAAUAUUCACAUUUAAUACAAUUAAUAAAUAAACUAUAAUAAUACUCAGAGAACAAGACUUGUGUGACUAUGAUUUAGCAUGAUAUUAUGGUAUCUAAUGUUUAUUUACAUUUACAAUGUUUGUUUAACUUUAACGCAAAAUAAAUAAAAAUAUGAUUUGUAUUCUUA
This is a messenger RNA of Acyrthosiphon pisum (pea aphid), 1055 nucleotides long. RefSeq names its product serine palmitoyltransferase 2. Gene Ontology annotation, molecular function: serine C-palmitoyltransferase activity; pyridoxal phosphate binding. Gene Ontology annotation, biological process: ceramide biosynthetic process; sphingosine biosynthetic process. The record is from RefSeq and is a predicted model, not a curated record. Gene Ontology annotation, cellular component: serine palmitoyltransferase complex. Bases 107 to 817 code for a protein of 236 amino acids. NCBI's taxonomy places the organism in Eukaryota, Metazoa, Arthropoda, Insecta, Hemiptera, Aphididae. The transcript has 6 exons.